Messenger RNA from Microdochium trichocladiopsis, 914 nucleotides. RefSeq lists its product as uncharacterized. The transcript has a single exon. The record is from RefSeq and is a predicted model, not a curated record. Lineage: Eukaryota; Fungi; Ascomycota; Sordariomycetes; Xylariales; Microdochiaceae. The coding region runs from base 155 to 628 and encodes 157 amino acids.
CUACUGUACCGCGACUGCCUGCUGUAAGAUUGGCAAGAUUUGCUCCGGCUCGGGCGGCGGCGGCGGCGGCGGUGGUGGUUCCGGUGGCGGUUCCGGUGGCGGGUCUGGGUCCGGCACCUGUGGUGUUUCUCAGGCAGUUUGCGACGACGGCUGCAUGCCUCUCGGCAACGUCUGCUGCAACGAUGGCACUGGCUCUUGCAAGGCCGGCUACUACUGCACGGCCACCGCCUGCUGCCGAAUCGGCCAGACUUGCGAUGAGCCUCCUUCCAACCCCAGCGGCACCGUGGGAGGCGGAGGCGGCGGCGGCGGCGUAACUGCGACGUCGACUUCUAAGCCCUUUGGCGGCGUCACCAGCUUGCCCACUGCCACUUCUGACGACGACACCUUCAUCUUCGGUCCGACAACGACCAGCGAUGACGACUCGACCUCGACCUCCUCUCGCAGUUCGACCAGAAGCUCGACCAGAAGCUCGACCUCCACAUCCGCCACGGCUGCCACCACUCCCGGCUCGUUGGGCGGCUCGGCUCCUCCUCCGCCCCCUGGUGCUGGUGCUCAGCUCGAGCCCAACGCGAAGCUUGCCGCCGGCAUCGUUGGCGCCGUCGCUGGUGUCGCUGCCAUGCUCUUCUAAGUCAUCCAUCGCCACUGACUAAACAACCAAGCCAGGUGUCCGUGGUCACACCUUGCGCGGAGAAGUGGAGGAUAUAAUAGUGAUCUAGGUCCCCUUUUUAUUAUUUGAUGAUUCAUGUCCUGUUCCUGGCUCGUACAGACUCAAAUAUACCCCAAAUUAUCCCCCAAUUUCAUGAGGUUCUCAUUUCGGCGCGCUGAACGUCGGAGAGAAGACGAAAGAUUGCACAACUAUUUAGUGGAGUAAAUUGCCUCGCCGCACAUAAUAUCAAACCAAUACUCUUCAUGGC